Messenger RNA from Symbiodinium natans, 459 nucleotides. NCBI's taxonomy places the organism in Eukaryota, Dinophyceae, Suessiales, Symbiodiniaceae. The record is from the annotation of a GenBank genome assembly.
AUGCCGUCCCCGUCCCGAAGUGCAAGUGAUCCACGCACAGGCCUGCCAGGAAAGGAUGCCUACUCAAGGUGGUUGGAUCCAGUCGAGUUCAAAGUGGUUUUGAAGGGCGUGGCCACCGAUUCAUGGUCGCCUGAUGUUCAAUCGUCAAGCACAUUGUCGAAGGCCGGGCGGCAGAGGAGCCGUGGGUUGCUGCAAUGCCCUGGCUGGCAAUUUCCCGGAUUCCUUUGCGGAGGUCUCCAUGCUGAACUGCGCUCCGGGAAAGAUGUGCAGGAGAUGCCGCAGGUGGCUUCCAGUUGCAGACUUGUCCAGGGAGAGCUGCUACUCUGCCAUUCUGAAGCCUGUCAGCCUCCUGCACGGACCAUCCUCACAGUGAGAGGGAACGGCAAACUUACAUCCAACGUUGUGGAAUCUUUGUGCGCUAAGAUAGCUACUGCGGCUUGGUUGAUCCCAUCAUUGUGA